This is a messenger RNA of Heterotrigona itama, 1160 nucleotides long. NCBI's taxonomy places the organism in Eukaryota, Metazoa, Arthropoda, Insecta, Hymenoptera, Apidae. The record is from the annotation of a GenBank genome assembly.
AUGGUACGCGUUUUAUUGCAGCGUAAAUUGUUGGACAUCAGUCUGGGAUUUGCGGGCGGCGUGAUGAUAGCGGCAAGUUACUGGUCGCUACUGGCACCUGCUAUCGAAAUGGCGACAAAGAGCAAAAUUUACGGAGUGGAAGGCGAAUACGCGUUCGUACCAAUCGGAGUUGGAUUUCUCAUAGGCGCGGCUUUCGUUUAUGGGACGGACGCGUUGAUAUCUUCUCUUGGCAUUCAGUCCCCUAAUGUGCUUUUAGCUAUGCAAUCAGUCGGUACGAAACAAAGACGCAAGAUCCUUGCAAAACUAAAGAGUGACGAGGAUUUAGACGAUUAUGAUCCGUAUAACGACGUACAGUUAUCUGGUGGAAAAAUGUAUACUCAAAUUGAGUCCACCACCAUCGAUGGUUUCUAUGAACAAAAUACCCGCAAGCGUCAAACUGCAAAUGUAAAUAGGCCUGCAGAACAAGGAGAAAUAAGCACAAUUUACGAAGAUCCUAACAACGAAUGUAAAAACAAUCAAUGGAGAAGAGUUUUGUUGCUGGUCGUCGCCAUUACAGUGCACAAUAUUCCAGAAGGUCUAGCAGUUGGAGUUGGAUUCGCUGCGGUUGGUAAUAGCGUAUCGGCAACUUUCGAAAACGCGAGGUAAGCAACAUUUUUGCGUCCGAACAAACAAAGAGCCACGGACAAAUAUCUACUCCGUUUGGCGGACUCGUAACAAUACGCAAAAGACGUCAAAAUCCCGCACGUCAUGAACUGAGAGUUAUUUUAAGCGGAACGAACUUCAACUCAUACUCGAUGAAAUCGUAUUUCGAUUAGGCAGAGGAUAGAUUCUAAGAAGCCAGCAUAGUGCAAGCUAUGUGGAGCGAUGUUUCAAUUAUACGUAAUGAAGUAAAAUUCACUUAGAUCAAUCACGCCUAUCAGGUUCAUCACGAAUCAUCAUCGUUAAAUUGUUCGAAGGUCUGGGAAAAAGUGCAUCGAACACAUUAAAAACGAAUAUCUACGUUUGAUUGAAACAGCUACUGUGACCAGUGUUACUCGUCUAAUGUUAAGAGAGGAAAGUACAAUCGAAACGAAUAUCGUCCUUUUCUCUUCGAGUAUAAUUUAAAAAUAAUUUCGUUCGUUCGAUACGUCGAUAAUGGUGAAAGGCGCAAAAUAUAUAUA